Glycine soja is the source of this 1682-nucleotide messenger RNA. RefSeq names its product 26S proteasome regulatory subunit 6B homolog. Bases 111 to 1382 code for a protein of 423 amino acids. The transcript has 6 exons. Gene Ontology annotation, cellular component: proteasome regulatory particle, base subcomplex. The record is from RefSeq and is a predicted model, not a curated record. NCBI's taxonomy places the organism in Eukaryota, Viridiplantae, Streptophyta, Magnoliopsida, Fabales, Fabaceae. Gene Ontology annotation, biological process: proteasome-mediated ubiquitin-dependent protein catabolic process. Gene Ontology annotation, molecular function: ATP hydrolysis activity; ATP binding; proteasome-activating activity.
AAAACAGAGAAGGAAAAAGAUCACCACCAGCAACUCCAUUCCAUACCAUUCCCAAUCCCCACUCCACCACCAAACCCUAUUCAGCAUUUCCCCCAAUUUCCCCUCAGACCAUGGGCUCCUCCGCGAUGGUGUUGGACCCGAAACCCUCGUCGGAGCCACCGCCGUUCCUCGCGUCGACAAAAUCCGACUACCUCCAAGGCGGCUUCAGCGGCAGCGACGCCACGGCCUCCGACGAGGACGACCUCUACAGCCGCCUCAAGACCCUGCAGCGCCAGCUUGAGUUCAUCGACAUCCAGGAAGAGUACGUCAAGGACGAGCAGAAGAAUCUCAAGCGCGAGCUCCUCCGCGCGCAGGAGGAGGUCAAGCGGAUCCAGUCGGUGCCGCUCGUCAUCGGCCAGUUCAUGGAAAUGGUCGACCAGAACAAUGGCAUCGUUGGAUCCACCACCGGAUCCAACUACUACGUCAGAAUCCUCAGCACCAUCAACCGCGAGCUUCUCAAGCCCUCCGCAUCCGUCGCGCUCCACCGCCACUCCAACGCCCUCGUCGACGUUCUUCCACCGGAGGCCGACUCCAGCAUCUCGCUCCUCAGCCAGUCCGAGAAGCCUGACGUCACUUAUAAUGACAUUGGAGGAUGUGAUAUCCAGAAACAGGAAAUUCGCGAGGCCGUGGAGCUACCCCUUACGCAUCAUGAACUAUACAAACAAAUUGGUAUUGAUCCUCCUCGUGGUGUUUUACUGUAUGGACCCCCUGGCACUGGAAAAACAAUGCUUGCCAAAGCUGUUGCGAAUCAUACCACUGCCGCCUUCAUCAGGGUUGUGGGAUCUGAGUUUGUGCAGAAGUAUCUUGGUGAGGGUCCACGAAUGGUUCGUGAUGUAUUUCGUCUCGCUAAAGAGAAUGCGCCUGCAAUUAUAUUUAUUGAUGAGGUUGAUGCAAUAGCCACGGCUAGAUUUGAUGCCCAAACUGGAGCUGAUAGAGAAGUACAGCGUAUCCUUAUGGAACUUUUGAAUCAGAUGGAUGGCUUUGACCAAACAGUUAAUGUUAAAGUUAUUAUGGCAACUAACAGAGCAGACACUUUGGACCCUGCUCUGUUGCGUCCUGGAAGGCUUGAUCGUAAGAUUGAGUUCCCUUUGCCUGAUAGACGUCAAAAGAGGCUCGUAUUUCAGGUUUGCACAGCCAAGAUGAACUUGAGUGAUGAGGUAGACCUGGAGGAUUAUGUUUCUCGUCCCGACAAAAUCAGUGCUGCUGAGAUAUCAGCUAUUUGUCAAGAAGCUGGAAUGCAUGCUGUUCGCAAGAAUAGAUAUGUCAUACUGCCCAAGGACUUCGAGAAGGGUUACAGGACAAACGUGAAGAAGCCUGAUACUGACUUCGAAUUUUACAAGUGAUGAUGUUGUAGCUUUUAGAUUGGUGUGUGCUCGCGAAGUUAAUAUACAGUGCAGGGUACAUUUCUAGAGGGAUCACCACGAUCAUGAGAAAUGAAGCAAUGUUUCUGUUUCUUGUUGGCCUUUCAUCUUUUGUAAUUUAGAUUAUUUAAUUUACUAAAUAUAUUAAUUGUGGCAGCUUAAUGUUGAGUACGUACUGCAUGUCUGAUUUCAAAAGUAAUAUGGAUGACUUGCUUCUGCCUUCAUUUUGCCUUGAUGCUAAAAACAAGAUGACUUAAGUCUAUAAAAUGAGUAUGUUUUUGA